ACAGUGAAUUAUACAAUGAUAGUGGAAUAGUCAUAGAUAAUAAAAUUCUGUUAUACAUGGAAAUAGUGCGUCUAAGGACAUUUGCUUCUACAUACACCUUAUAAUCACGGUUUAUGUUUAAUUUAAAAUCUAAUAAAUCCUCUUCGUUCAAAACAGAACAGCAUAGCAUCAAAUAUUACAUAGAUCUAUUAACUAAAUAGUUAAUAGGUCUAUGGAAUAUUAUUUAUAUUGUAAUAUAAUUAACUUCACAGUAAGUAGUAAGGACAUGCAAAUUGAUGAAUUAACUUUUGCUUUACUUCAUUCAAUUUGGAACCUGAAACAGAAACUUGUUCUUCAGUUAUAACAAAUAAAAAUAUAAGAAAUAAGAAAAUUGGUGUUAAUGACAAUAAAAUAAAUAUAUUACACAGAAAAAGAUCUAACAAAAAAAAAAAAAUGUUAAAAAAUGAUGAUAAUUCUGUUAUCGAAGUUGAUGUUCAUAAUGAUAAAAUUAAAAAAUUACCCGCUAAUAUAAAUUUUUAUUUUCAAGUAUAUUGUAAUUCUGAUGAUUUAUCAUGGUCUGUUGAUGAAAGUUCUUAUUUAACUGAAGGUGAUUUAGAUGUUCCGUUGUUUUCUGAAGUUAUUAAUGAUGAACAUAAAAAAAAUAAUAAAGAAGUAUUAAUACCUUUAAAAAAAUUAGAAAACAGUUUUUCUGGCCAAGAAAACUUAGAAGAACUUGGAAUUGAAGAAAAUUCAAAUUUACCAGUUGCCAAAAAAUUGAAACGUUCUCUAGAUGGAGAUAUACCAAACUCUAAAAUAAUUAACAUUGAUGAAAUAAAUCUAUUAGAUAUGAAAUUAAAAUCUAAGUUGAGGGAAGAAGUGAUUUUGAAUAAAAAUAUAAAUAAAGACCAAGACAUUAAUGAAACCAAUUUAAUUUCUAUUAAUUCUUGUAAAUUACCUGACCUGACUCAUUUAACUGAUAUAUAUGGCCCUUCUUGCUCAAAAGAUUUUUGUAGCUUACCGGGUCCAUCUAAUUAUUCUAAGUCACUUAACUUACCUAACUCAUUUGAUGCAAAAUUAAAUGACAGUGCUUCUGAUGAAAAUAUUGUAGAAGAUACAAGUUAUUUGUUAGAUUUUUUUAAGGAAUGUUUUUUAAAAGAUUCUAUUGUACCAAUGGCAGUACCUGGAGAUAUUGAAGUGACGCAAUUGGAAGAAUGUGAUUAUUUUAAAUUCAAAGAAAAAUCUCUUGGAUUAGAAAAUGAUAAUGAAAAUUCAGAUCAAGAAGAGUCUAAUGAUUUUAUUGAAGAUUCUGAUGUUGUUAACUCAGAAAUAAUUUAUAAUAUUGAUCUUAAUGAACAUUAUAAACAGAUGGAUAUUUUAGUUCAAAAAAUUUCUGAAACACCAGAUAAUUUAACAGUAUUACAUGAAUGCAUGAGAUUACCACCUAUACCUCAAAUUGAACAUCAGCAGAAAACGUUUUCAACAGAAGAACGCUUAAUGUUUAAGAACGGUUGUUCAAAAUAUGAUUAUCAAAUUGAUCGCGAUGAUUGGACUAAGAUAAUGGUUAAACGUGCAGUCAUUUUUACAGCUCAUGCUGGAUUUAAUAUAGCAAAUGAAGAAAGCUUGUAUGUGUUGGCAGAUGUAAUGAUUGAUUAUAUAAAACGAAUAGCUGUUAUUAUGAAAAAGUACUUUGAUAUUCAAUCAAAUUGUUCAUAUCCUACUAGUGUUGAUCCUAUUAAUCUUACUCUUCAAGAGAUUGGUGUUGAAGGUGGAAUAAGAGAAUUGUUGCAACAUUAUAAAAAUGAUGUAUUUGAUAGACGCGAUAAGCUAAUAAACAAAUGUCAACAUUUGCAAAAAAUCAUUGAUCAGUAUAUUGAACGUAUGAAACUUGAUAACAGCAUUAUAAAUCAUUAUGUAACUAACGAGGAUUUUACAGACGAAACUAUACCAAGUGAAAUUAUUUUACAAAAUAAUGAGAAUGUACCAUUACCAGAUAAUAAUGAAACUGAAUCAGUAGUUGAAGUUAAUGCUGAAUUUCGAUCAUUAUUAGAAGAAAAUCAAAAUGAAAUCCAAUCAACAACAGAAGAAAAUAUAGCUAAUACUGAACUUAAACUUACAGAACCAGUCUUCAUUGAUAAUAUAUCAGAUAUGGAACCUAAAAUGGAUAACAAUUUAAAGAAUAUUAUAAGCAUUACAGAUGAUUCUAUGGAAAUUAGAGAUAGAAAAAUUAAUAAUAUAAAAACUGUGAACACUAAAAUAAUGGAUAUUGAUCUUUUAAAACCAUUAACUUUUUCUGCAGAUAAUGAUAUAAUAACAAAUGAGAAUAGACUUUGUGAAAAUGAAUGCUUUACAAAAUUAGAUAAAGAAAAAAUUUUAAAAAUGUGGAAACCCUCUUGUGAGAGUUAUUCAGAACGAAAAAAGAAAAGGAAGUUAUUAGAUCGAACUGAAGUGGAACAAAUGAUGGUUAACUUAUAUCCUGAUAUUUAUCCACGUGCUCCUAAGGAGAUGAGCGAAUUAGAAAAAGGUUUCGAAAUAUUUAAAAAGACUCUUCUUGAACGCAAAAAGGCAUCUAAGAAUGCAAGAUCAUCUAAAAAAAAGAAAAAAAAAGCUGAAGAUAACUUAACAUCCAAUCAAACAAUAAUUUUUUCUAGUGAUUCAGAUAGAAAAAAGGCAAUUAUUUUGGAUUCAAAUAACACUAAUCAUAAUUUUCCUGAUAACAAUUUAAAUGUUAGUGAUAAUGACUAGGUUUUUAACAAUCAAAAUCAUUAAAUGAUCAAUGAAAGUGGUUGAGUAAUUAUGAAAAAGGAUUAUUCAUUUAAAUUAAUUGAACAAUAUAUUAAGGAUAAUAUUAGUAUUAGUAUAAGUUAUUAGAGAGUAACAUGUGCCAUGCAUUAUUGAGCUCUUUAGUAGUUUGUUGUU
Molecule: messenger RNA, 2895 nt
Organism: Sipha flava (yellow sugarcane aphid)
Lineage: Eukaryota; Metazoa; Arthropoda; Insecta; Hemiptera; Aphididae
Exons: 3
Coding region: 433-2721 (762 amino acids)
Cellular component (GO): SAGA complex
Molecular function (GO): transcription coactivator activity
Source: RefSeq, a predicted model, not a curated record